AUGAAUUCAGAAUAAUAAGACAGUAAUAGAUUAGCAAAAGCCAAUUUUGAAUAAUUUAUUAGAGUCUGGUGGCAAUCACUUUUAUUUGGUACCAAACUAGUAAUUGGAAUUUCCUGGUUAUUUGGUUUUAUUGAUUUAUUGAGCAAUUAUGCCUUUGACUUAUUCAGCAAUUCUCCAGAGCAAACAAUACCAUUUUAAAUUUAGAGAUUAUUCUUUUCACAAUUUGUUCACUGUAAAUCAAUUUUAGGAUUAUGAUAGAUUAUACCAUUGAUUUAUUGCUUGCCAUUAUUUGCGUGUAUAAAAAAUUAGAAGAGUUAGAAUUAAAAUAUUCCUCUGCUCUUUUCAUACUUUUAAUUGUUGUUAUAGGAUGUCUCACUCAAGUAAAUAUUACGUUUGAUUCCUUUAGUUUACAUGUGUUUUACUUUAAUGGAUAUUAUCAUUUAUUUACUCUCCAUUUUAUUCAAUUAAAGCAUAUGGAUUAUGGAAUUACUAUAUUUUCUGUGUCAUCUAAGAGUACGCUUAUAAUUAAUAUAUUUAGAUGUUUGACUGCUCCAAAAGGAUAAAGUUUAUUUUUAAUAUUUCCAAUGUAAUUGAAAAAUCAUUACUACCCUAUAGUUUUAGUUAUCUUUUUUACACUUAUUCAAUAAUCAUUGACAUUCAUUUCAACAGCCUUCUUAGGAAUUUUAUUCUUUUUAUUAUAGAAUCAUUUCACUUUAAUUAACCAUUCAGUAAUAUCUUUAUUUAUUUAUAGACUAUUGAAAGAUUUGAAAAAUGCAUAAUUUUGAAGUUCUUUACAGAGAGAUCCGAUUUCAAGAAAAUCUCAAAUUAUUAAGAUUAAUUGGAACCCAGUGUGGAUGCAAGGGAACUCUAAUCAGUGGAAACACCACCUGCAAAGUUUUUGAUAUAAUACAUUUUAGAUUAACACUAUAAGGUAGUCCUUAAUAAUUCAGGUCAUCUUUAGUGCUUUCUGAACUACAAAAAGAAAUGAAUUAAAAAGAGGGUGAUAACGAACAGCCUAUAUAAGAAGAGGAUGAAGAAAAAAAAUAAAAUGAAUCAAAUCCAUCUGCAUAAUUUUGAUGAACC
Messenger RNA from Paramecium octaurelia, 1083 nucleotides. NCBI's taxonomy places the organism in Eukaryota, Ciliophora, Oligohymenophorea, Peniculida, Parameciidae. The record is from the annotation of a GenBank genome assembly.